AUGUCGUCAGACUACACAUACGAUGAGCAGGGUCAAUUCUUCCCUUUCUUCAUCUUGACCUUGAGCGGCCUGGUCACCUUCCCUCUUACUUACAACCUGCUUCGACCAAGCAAAGAGCUGGAAAACACUGCGCCCCGCAUCAAAUCCGAUUUCAAGCCCAAAGAUGCGGAUCUCGUGGAGGCACAGAAGCGCAAGCGGCUGCGCAAAGAGCGCCGCAUCAAGCGCAUUGUUACAGUUAUUCUAGGGUAUAUUGUUAUGGCAUGGAUGGUCUACCUCAUCCUGGUCACGGCCCGAACUGCCACAAAGUCCUACGAUCCAUAUGAUAUUUUGGGCGUCUCAAGGAGCGCCGAUGAAAAAGCCAUCUCCCGCCACUACAAGCGUCUCUCUCUCGUCUACCACCCCGAUAAAAUCCGCCCCGACCCCGCCAAGAAUGAAACCAUGGAGAUGCUAAACGAUCGCUUCGUCGAACUAACCAAGGCUUACAAGGCGCUGACUGACGAAGAGAUCCGCAACAACUACCUCCAGUAUGGCCACCCCGACGGCAAGCAAAGUUUCAGCAUUGGCAUUGCGCUCCCUAAACUCAUUGUUAUGGAUGGCAAUGGAAAAUACGUUCUGCUGGUGUAUGGUGCUCUUUUGGGCGUUCUUUUACCGUACAUUGUCGGAAAGUGGUGGUACGGUUCGCAGCGCUACACCAAGGAGCGUGUCCUCGUGGCUAGUGCUGGCAACAUCUUCCGCGAGUACAAGGACGACAUUUCGGAUAACGGCAUCAUUGCCGCCUUGGCUUCCGGCGAGGAGUUCAAGGACAUUCUCAAAGGUGCUCAGGCUGAAGCUGGGCUUGCGAAAUUGGAAAGCAAGGUUUUGUCGGCUGAGAAUUCCUUCUUGGCUGCAAAGGAUCGUGACUCUCUGAAGAGAUUGGAUAGCGUGACCCGUCGGAAGGCUCUGGCUUUGCUCUGGGCUUAUAUUGGUCGGGUCGAUCUGGGAGACGCGUCUCUGAAUGUAGAGAAGUACGAAGCUGCACCUGUUGCGCUUGCUCUUACUGAGGCAUUCACGGCCAUUGCUCUCGCGUUUGGCAACCUGCGACCGAUCAUUGGUGCUUUCAAGGCUUCUCAAAGCUUGAUCCAGGCUGUACCUGCGAACUCUUCGCCCCUCCUGCAAUUGCCCAACUUCACCGAUGAAGUUGUGAAGGCUGUCGAGGGAGAAGAUUCCAAGAAUCACUUCACAGUUCAGAAAUUCAUGGGUCUCCCAGAAAGCGAGCGACGCAAGCGUGCUGUGGGAGCUGGCCUUCUCACCGAGAAGCAGUACACUGACGCGAUCUCGGUUGCACGGCAAUUACCUGCCCUGGAAGUCUCCAAGGCAUUCUUCAAGGUUAUGGGAGAGAAGGUCAUUACGCCUAGCAGUCUGGUACAGCUGGUUGUGAAGGCUCGGUUCAUCCCCCCAGGCUGCACCCAGAUACCUGCCGUCAAUGCACUUGAUCUGGAGGACAUUGACCCGGAUGAGGAUGAUCUGGAUGCUCUGAUGGGCCGUAAGCCGGCUAAGAACCGCGCCACCAAGAUCGUUGAUGGCAAGAAGGUCGAUGUCAAGAUCGAAAAGGUCCAACCGCCACUCGCCCACGCUCCCUAUCUCGCCCGCGACCACUCCCCCCGCUGGCACAUUUUCCUCGCCGACGCUAAGCAGGGCAAGAUGGCCGUUCCUCCAUUCACAUUCACCACUUUCGACAAGCCAAUCCUCAACGAGGCCGGCGAGCCCACCUUCAACGUUCAGACCCUCAAGAUGCAGUUUCAAGCUCCUCCGCAGGUUGGCGACUUCACAUUCGUCAUGACCAUGAUCUGCGACAGCUAUCUGGGUCUAGACACCAAGUUGGAGAUUACUCUACAUGUCGAGGACCCCGCCAAGGCAGUAGCCUUGGAAGAGGAGGACGACAUCAGUGAACCAGACGAGGACUCGAUCGCUGGCCAGAUGCAGGCGCUCAAGACCGGCCAACCCCCGAAAAAGAAGACCCGGAAGGCUUCCGAUUCCUCCAGCGAGGAGGAGAGUGAUACCGACGGCGACGCAGGCGAUACCAGCGACACCAACACAGAAACGGAUGUGGAGGAUUGA
Messenger RNA from Penicillium odoratum, 2097 nucleotides. Its product is annotated as J domain-containing protein. The transcript is spliced from 5 exons. Gene Ontology annotation, cellular component: Sec62/Sec63 complex. The coding region runs from base 1 to 2097 and encodes 698 amino acids. Gene Ontology annotation, molecular function: RNA binding; transmembrane protein transporter activity. Gene Ontology annotation, biological process: SRP-dependent cotranslational protein targeting to membrane; post-translational protein targeting to endoplasmic reticulum membrane. The record is from RefSeq and is a predicted model, not a curated record. NCBI's taxonomy places the organism in Eukaryota, Fungi, Ascomycota, Eurotiomycetes, Eurotiales, Aspergillaceae.